Messenger RNA from Microtus oregoni (creeping vole), 2835 nucleotides. RefSeq names its product phosphorylase b kinase regulatory subunit alpha, skeletal muscle isoform-like. The record is from RefSeq and is a predicted model, not a curated record. Gene Ontology annotation, molecular function: calmodulin binding. Gene Ontology annotation, cellular component: phosphorylase kinase complex. The transcript is spliced from 4 exons. NCBI's taxonomy places the organism in Eukaryota, Metazoa, Chordata, Mammalia, Rodentia, Cricetidae. Gene Ontology annotation, biological process: glycogen metabolic process. The coding region runs from base 229 to 603 and encodes 124 amino acids.
AAGUCACCUGCAGCCUGUAUUGCUGCAAGUAGUGGAUCCUUUUUUACUGUGGAUGGUCAACAGACAUCUAAAGAUAGUCGUCAAGGUCAAUGGCAACGGCGGAGAAGACUAGAUGGAGCACUAAAUAGAGUACCAAUCGGAUUUUAUCAAAAAGUAUGGAAAAUUUUGCAAAAAUGUCAUGGACUUUCUGUGGAAGGUUUUGUUCUUCCUUCUUCAACCACAAGGGAGAUGACCCCAGGCGAGAUUAAAUUCUCUGUCCAUGUGGAGUCUGUCCUGAAUCGUGUACCUCAACCAGAGUACCGCCAGCUUCUGGUUGAAGCUAUCCUUGUCCUUACCAUGCUGGCAGAUAUUGAAAUUCAUAGCAUCGGAAGCAUCAUUGCUGUGGAAAAAAUAGUACACAUUGCCAAUGACUUGUUCCUUCAAGAACAGAAAACCCUUGGCGCAGAUGACGUCAUGUUGGCAAAGGAUCCUGCAUCUGGCAUCUGUACUCUUCUGUAUGACAGCGCACCCAGUGGCAGAUUUGGCACAAUGACCUACCUCUCCAAGGCAGCUGCUACCUACGUGCAGGAGUUUCUGCCACACAGCCUCUGUGCCAUGCAGUGAGGGCUGUGGGUUCUGGCUGCUGGAAUCCUUUCAGCAUCUGGUCCCUGUGUUGGUUGAUUGUGCAUGGAACUGAAAUGUUAACACCUGACCACUCUCCAUCCCUCCCAAGAAGAGAGAACUUUGCUGAUAAUCUCACUACUUUUGAAGAAAAGAACCCUCACUUGGAGACUCACUCCAGUGUAAAGGUUCAACUGGGUCUACAAUCACUAUCCUUGCUUCUUUUAUGGUUCAGAAAUGUCUGCAUGUGUUUUUACUCUGUAGAACUGUUACCAGCUUUGUUUUCUAACUCCUUUUGAGGAACAGGUAUUAAUAAGUUAUUCUGAAGACCUUAUUCUUAUUUCUGGGCUUCCUUUCUUUUUUGUGUAUAUGAGUGGUAGGUCUUAAUUGGGUCAUUAUUUCAAGAGAGUAGAUGCUAAAUUGUUGGAUUUUAUACUGCUGUAAUUUUGAAAUGUCUAUUUUAAGUGCCUUAAGAAACACCAACACCAGAUCAUGGCUUCCUUCUUCACUCGAAGGCUGAUUCAUUUUGAGUGGUGAAAUAGUUUCUUUGUCAAAUAUUGCCUUUUGAUGUUGACCUUUCUAUAUCUGCCCAUGUUGCCUGCUCUGUGGUGAAAUAUUAAAAAGUGUAAGCUCACAUGUAAGUUUAAGGAUUUCUAUGUUAAUACUUGAAGUCACAUUUUAUGAGGACUGAUGCUACCAGGCACAUAUUUGAGGACACAUGGAAUAACCCAGAAAAAAAUGGAGCCAGGAGCCCAAUUCCAGAGAGGAAGGGAAAGGGGAGGUUAUGCAGGUGGUGCUUUACACACAGGGAGUCAAGAGACCACCAGAGGCAAGUAGGUUAAUCCUUGCUGGAGCACAGCCCACAUACAACACAGAGAAUAACUGAAGCCUUGAGCAAAGAGAAACCCAGCAGUCCAGUCGGAGCACCUCUUUCCUGUUCUUUUGUUCUCCACCUCACCUAUUCACACCCCGCCACACUCAAAUCUCUCCUUCUCAUCUCCCUCCUAUCCCAUAUCUGUUCUUCAAUUCUUUCACCUAUGUUUGUUUUCACUUCUCAGUUAUACUACUUAUAUCCUUUAAUCUUGGUAUCUGUGGCCAAAUAUCUAUUCUUAUACAUAUUUCUGUGUGUUUGUAAUGGUUAAAUAAUUGUAUUUUGAGUGUGUCUGUCCAUCUCUACAUUUAAUGGAUUGAAUAACCAUGUGGGUAACAUUGCAAACCAAGCCUGGUCAUACUCAUUGCUAAUCUGAGAACUUGAGAGGCUGAAGCAGGAGGAUCGUGAGUUCAAAGCCAGCCUGGGCUACAAAGCAAGCUCCAGGCAAGCCUCAGUAUGAGACCCUGUCUUGAAACAUUUUAAAGCAUGGGAGCUAUGCAGCUGGCCUCAGAUUGACACACAAAGGAUCGCAAAAAUAUACCUUCCAUCCCAUUCUCUGGUCCCAUGUAUAGGUAGCCUGGCUUAGCAGAGGUUUUCUUUGUUUUCCUUGUUUCUACUCGACUCCUCUUUCCCUCAGAGUUUUAAGGGUUUUCUCCCAGAACAGUAAUGAGUAUGAUGGGGCUAGUGAACUCAAAACAGUCACAGAAUCGGGAACAGUCUUCCAGGCACACUGUCCAAAUGCAGUGAGCUAGCAAACGGGUGGUAGAAGCAAAGGCAGGGUGGCCCCCUUUCCCCUCUCACAGCCAUGGGAACACACAGUGAAUAGCUUUCUGAGUGCAUGGUUUUCCGGUCACUUUUGAGGAGAACAUACAACCUGUUUGUCUCUUCACAGCCUAUAAGUACCCUAGUCACGGGAAACACACCCAGCACUGCUUGUGGGAACUGCCGCUCCUUCCUGGACCUCUUUUCUUGAACUGACUCCAAUGCCUGCAGUUCUCUGGAGUUUCUGACUUGUCUGUUGAUGGAAAGCCCAGGCAGUGGCAUUUAAUUUCUAAAGUAACUUUCCAGAAAACAUUACUGGUAUUUUGUUCUUUUUUUCUUUUGUUCUUAUUUUUUCGAGACAGGGUUUUUCUAUGUAGCUCUUCAUGUCCUGGAACUCACUCUGUAGACCAGGCUGGUCUCGAACUCACAGAGAUCCGCCUGCCUCUGCCUCCCGAGUGCUGGGAUUAAAGGCGUGCGCCACCACUACCUGGCUAAGUAUUUUGUUCAUUUUAAGAGUGUUAAUAUGAAGAAAGAAACAUGAUGGAACUUUUUACAAGCACUUUAUGUUUUGAAGUUAGAAUAAAGAAUAAGAAUUUACUGUG